AAGAGUCAGGUAUUUAAAUAAGGAACCAAGGGGGAUGGGGGAGAGGGAGGUCGAUCCCGGGUGGUUCGGCAGAGGACGCCACGUCCACCACUUGGCUGGACAGGUACCUGUCUGGCGACUACAGGUCGAAAGAACCCGUUCUCGUCCUUCUACGGGUCUCGCCUUUCUCCCUAUCUCUCUCUCCCCUUCUUGCCACCACCACCACCUUCGUCGUACCUUCUUCCCCGUAGACGGCCCGACAAUUUCCCACUCCCCUUUUCGUUAUAGUCCCGGGGCCCGACUUCAGUCCCCACCCAGGCCGCGACACUGCAUGAGUGAAUGUCAGCAACACUCAGUACAGUUACUAACGUUCCGUACUGUCAACGAUCACCCGUUGAUCGUUGUCAUCGUCCUCGUCGUCGGCUAAGUCGAGUGCAGUUUUACUAUGCGCCGCUCUUGAUAUACAUAUACUUGAGAUACGCGUUCCGUGAAGUCUAUCGAGCGAGCCACGGUAACUUUGUAUGCACGUAUGGAUGAGACCGCCACGAUGACUGUACCUCCGCCACUACCAGCGAAGACUCAGGCUCGGGAUGCGAACCAGGCCGCUCGGCAGACUGUGUCAAUCCGGACCAUUUCUCCUUCCGUCUCGCCGCCUCUCGCCAGCGGGCCCGGAGCAACGGUAUUCGUCGGAGUUAGCGCACCUACCGUCGAUACCACGACAAUCUGCAGGGGAAGAAUCCCGGAAGUACAAUCGGUGAACGGCGGCUACGAAGAACGGAGUAACGCCGUCGAAUCGUCGCGACAGCGGUGGCAGCAAUCGCAGCAUCAACAGCAGGCCGCGCACAUAGUGAAGAUCAAGAUCAAUCCGGAUGGUGACAAGAACAGCAGGGUGAUAUCGACGGUACGGUUGACCCUGGACGAAAACGGCCGGAAUCGCGACGAGAUCGAGAACGAGACGAAAGCGUGCGAGCGCUCGGGUAAGCGGGGUGACGGUGCUGUGGUGGUGAGUGCGACGAACCUGGUGAACGAGCAACACUGUGCGAGUGCUGAUGCCGGUGAGGGCUGUGUGAGGAUCAGUGUCUUCAGCGGUGAACCGGCGUUUGACAAUCAGGAGCGCAACAGUAACGGCGACGACGACAAUAGAGACAUGGUACACAGCGGUGCUACGGAGACUCUGAAUUCGACCACCCUAGGCGGUCGUACGAACGCCUGUUUCUAUUACAACUCCUAUCAGAAUCCGUUAAGUGGCAUGGUAAUGUCGAGCGGCCAAUGUUCGCCUAGCGACACCCUAGACAGCGGUACGUGCAGCGACCUUGACGGCACGCCGCCGCCGUUGCCGAAGAAGAAGAACGCUAGCACGGUGAUACUGUCCAACAGCACGCACAAUCGGACCGGCAGCGUCACCAGCAGCGGGGCCGAGGUUGAUAGCGACGACAACGAGAGCAGCAUCAGCUGCGAUUCCUUGAAUGGCGGCGAUGCAAGCGAGUAUCGAGUACACGAGACGGCAUCCAAGGAUGAAGCGAAAAUGGAUGUCGUGAAGAAAUUGAUCGCGCUUUCGACGAACGGCAUCGACGAUCGCAUCGAGGAAUCUAAUAACGUUCAUCAGCAGGUUUCGACGAUGACGGAAUUUGAUUGCGCGAUACGUUCGCCGACGUCGUCGACCAGCAUCUCGCCGUCACCGUCCGGUAUGUCGUCCAUGUCGAAAGCGUCCUCGACGCCGCGGAUAAGGAGUCCCGAACCGACGAUCGAACAGAACGGUAAAUCGACAUCGUCACCGGUCGUCAAAGAGUGCACAUACGAGGAGAGGAAGCAACUGGAACAGGAGAGGACAGAGCAGGAGCAGUGCGUCGACGUCAGUCAGAAUCAGUCGACCGGUCACAAGUAUCUGUAUGAGGAUGACAGGUAUUAUAAUUUCCACGUGAACGAGCUGCACGAUAAUAAUAAGAACUCGAACGGCGAGAACGGCGUUGCCGAAAACGACGAGAGUUUCGCCGGUUAUAAAAUUCACGAUAAGGAAGCCAUACGAAGUGCCAAAGGGACCGUGCGCGGUGUGAAGAAUAGAGUACGAGCUGGCAUCGCAACGUUCUUGCAAUCACCCACCUCCAAGGCCUAUGUAAAAAGGGAAAAAGGCAAAGUGGUGCUUUAUAUGACAUCGCUGGGCAUAGUUAGAAAGACCUUUACCAAUUGUAUGAAGAUGAAACAAAUUUUGUGGACGAACAUGGUCAAGUAUGACGAAGCAGAUUUAUUUCGCGAUACGGAAUUACAAAUCGAACUCAGGGACCGGACCAAUUCGGAAGUCUUAACAUUACCGCAACUCUUCGUCGAUGGUCAGCAUAUCGGGGAUGUCGACACCGUCGAGCGGCUUAACGAGUCGGGGGAGCUACGUCGCAUACUGGAACCUUACCAGUGUAAGGAUGCAUGCGCCGUUUGUACCUACUGCGGCGGAUUCCAGAGACUACUAUGUCCCAUCUGUCACGGCAGCAAGAGAUCAGUACAUCGCAACGAGUUCACAGUAGAAUUCGUCGCCCUAAAGUGCGCCAAAUGUGAUGUUUUUGGUAUGAUACGUUGCCCGUAUUGUUGAGGAAGUUCCGCGAGGGAAUACACCUGCUCAAAUCACACAUUUCUCUCUGUCUCUCUUUUAAUCUAUGAUCAUCUACUAAUUUACAUCUGUAUUUAAGGUGCUACGAGAGUAUAUUUUAUGCUAUGCCUUAAGCAAAGACAUACACGAAACGCCUACAGACACUAACUAAUUGCGUAGCUAAGCUGACGCAUGUUGUAAGAUAUCGGUUAAUAAAACUUUGUGUAAAGUUUUGUAA
Messenger RNA from Formica exsecta, 2795 nucleotides. RefSeq names its product glutaredoxin domain-containing cysteine-rich protein CG31559-like. The record is from RefSeq and is a predicted model, not a curated record. The transcript is spliced from 5 exons. Lineage: Eukaryota; Metazoa; Arthropoda; Insecta; Hymenoptera; Formicidae. Gene Ontology annotation, biological process: sensory perception of sound. The coding region runs from base 509 to 2560 and encodes 683 amino acids.